Messenger RNA from Fundulus heteroclitus (mummichog), 1317 nucleotides. RefSeq names its product dehydrogenase/reductase SDR family member 12. The transcript has 10 exons. The record is from RefSeq and is a predicted model, not a curated record. NCBI's taxonomy places the organism in Eukaryota, Metazoa, Chordata, Actinopteri, Cyprinodontiformes, Fundulidae. Bases 119 to 1261 code for a protein of 380 amino acids.
GUGUGCGGCCUGUGUGCGGCUCAGCCAGGAGCACGCUGCGUAACAUGGAAAUGAAUGAACUGAUAAAAGUUUCAGCUUAUGUCCCUUCAGCGGGCGCGUUUCAGUGUUAUUCCAACUAAUGAUCGGCAGGGAGCAGCAUAUUGCUCCUGCGCGCCUUUCAUGUGAGGCCAAUCUGUGCCAGUGGUGGAGAAAGGAGCGGUGGGGGGAAGUGGUCCAUUGCUCUGGGGAUUGUUGUCCACUUCACAUCAUGUCUCUGUACCGAAACACCAUCUGGUUCUUGAAUGGGAUCCAACAAUACACAAGGAAGGGAUAUGUGGCUGCGUCUAAAAGCUUUGAGGCUAAAGACCUUGAAGUCUCUGUUGUGGGCCGAUCUUUCAUGAUCACUGGAGCCAACAGUGGUAUUGGCAAAGCAACAGCCAAGGCUAUAGCCAAGAAAGGUGGGACGGUCCACAUGGUGUGCAGGAACAAAGACAGAGCAGAAGAAGCCAAGUCGGAGAUUGUUUCUGAGUCUGGUAACGCGGAGGUAUACAUCCAUGUCGUUGACAUGUCCCAGACUCACAAAGUGUGGGAGUUUGCUGAGGCCUUCAAGAAAGAGUAUCCAUCACUGAAUGUCCUGAUAAACAACGCAGGCUGUAUGAUGUCCAAGAGAGAGCUGAAUGCAGAGGGUUUGGAGAUGAACUUUGCCACCAACACCAUGGGGGUGUAUAUUCUCACUCAGACUCUCAUACCACUUCUGCAGAAGAGCCGGGAUCCAAGAGUGAUCACUGUGUCCUCGGGGGGCAUGCUGGUCCAGAAACUCCAAGUUGAUGAUUUGCAGUCAGAGAAGGGCCGCUUUGAUGGCGUCAUGGUCUAUGCACAGAACAAGAGACAGCAGGUGGUGCUAACAGAACACUGGGCCAAAACCAACCCCGUCAUUCACUUUUCCGUCAUGCAUCCCGGCUGGGUUGAUACACCAGCUGUGUCUACAGCAAUGCCUCAGUUCCAUCACAUGAUGGGGGACAGGCUGCGCAGCGUAGACCAAGGCGCUGACACAGUGGUGUGGUUGGCCCUGUCCAGAGCUGCUGCUAGAAAACGCAGCGGGCAGUUCUUCCAAGAUCGUAAACCCGUUGCCACGCACCUGACCCUGGCCUGGACUCACAGUUCUCCUGAAGAGACCCGCAGUUUCCUAACUCAGCUGGAGACUCUGGCCAGAGCUGCUCAGUCACGGCGUGACGUGGAUCUUAAAGGCCGCGAGGACGCUUCCACGCCUCAGUUUGUCUAACCUCUGCAGUUGCACAUAUGUGUCACCGACUCAAUAAAGUCCAAAUGAGUGCUAGA